Molecule: messenger RNA, 3016 nt
Organism: Aspergillus ibericus CBS 121593
Lineage: Eukaryota; Fungi; Ascomycota; Eurotiomycetes; Eurotiales; Aspergillaceae
Product: transcription factor domain-containing protein
Exons: 6
Coding region: 323-2560 (745 amino acids)
Biological process (GO): positive regulation of transcription from RNA polymerase II promoter by galactose; DNA-templated transcription
Cellular component (GO): nucleus
Molecular function (GO): RNA polymerase II cis-regulatory region sequence-specific DNA binding; DNA-binding transcription factor activity, RNA polymerase II-specific; zinc ion binding
Source: RefSeq, a predicted model, not a curated record
UCCAAGUCAGCCGCUGAUAAACCAUGGACGGAACUCAAUGGCCUUUCCUCGUCCUCCCAGUCGCAAAUCAAACGGCAACAUACCUGUCAGUUGACCAGUACCAUAGCUGACCGCCAUCAAGGUCGAGAUCGAGACCCUCGAUUUACAUUACCUUAUAAGAAUUCCCCAGACUUGAUCUCGCUUGGCGAUCCCUUCCCGGUCCGGCCAUCUGGGGAAACGGAAACCCCGCGCGCCCUCGAGCAAACGAAAGGAAUCCCUCCGCACCGGUCGCUGCUUUCUCCCACGCCAACAACCAAUCGUCCCGGCCUGAUUUCCAUCCAAAAUGUCCUCAGAGUCGCCGCAGCUUGAUAUGGCACCACCCCAGCCGGAUUCUGGGGAGCCAAAUGCCGCCCUGGAUGCCGAUACGGGGAAGAGGAAAGCGGAACCGGCCAACGGAACUCAUACUCGCUCCAAGCGGAAUCGCUACAUCUCCAUCGCUUGUAAUGAAUGCAAAAGACGGAAGAUCAAGUGUAAUGGCCAAGUGCCCUGCCAGCGCUGUGGACACCUUAACCUCGAAUGUCGAUAUGCCCCAAACUGCUGCAACAAUAACUUCAAGGAUUCCGAGGAAUUUCGGUCAAUGAAAGACCAGAUCAAAACGCUACAGGAUCAGGUCAACAGUCUUUUUACGAAUCUGAAAGAUCUUCGGUCGCAACGGUCGUCCCUUGACUCCCCAAAUUUCGAUGCCUUUUCUCGCGAUGGCUCGCAAUCGGUGUUCACGCCUAUGCAUGCCCCCUUGGCCAAACCACGCAUAAGACACCCUCGGUUCCAAGGUCCUACUAGCUCUGCCUUCAACUUUGAUGUUGCAAGAUCUAGUCUUCAAAAUAUGGGUAUCGCUCCGGCAGAUGAAGUGGUAACGGACGAUUUGACCACCGCACAUGCCACCCCGGCCGACUCCCCUCCCCAUGUGGGCCCCGUGUUCCCUUCGAUACAUCCCUCCAAGGAUCCGAUAUGGUCCAUCAAGCGAGAUGAAGCUCUACGCCUGUGUCGCGUUUAUGAAGAGGAGAUCGGUAUCAUGUAUCCCCUUGUAGAAAUAGACCAAAUCGCUCAGCAAGUGAACUUGCUAUACACAUUCAUGGAGUCUGCGAUGCGGACUGGGUUUGCGCAACGGGGCCUGCCUGGUAUGGAUGGCCUUACUGAUGACAAUACGCUGCUUUUGAAAAUGAUACUUGCUACAACACUGGUCGUGGAGGGGGGCGGGCAAAGCGAGCUCGGGCAGCGGUUGUAUCUGAGCGUGAAGCCGACUGCUGAAUCCAAACUCUGGGAAACACUCGACAUCAAGACCAUCCAGCUCUAUGGCAUGAUUGCGACGUACCAUUUUCAUAUGGAUGACGAUGCGAUGGCGUAUCGCAUCAUCGGCCUGGCCGCGCGGAUGUGUCUUGAAAUGGGCCUUCAUCGGCGUGAUGCGCUAAACAAGAUGUUCCCCGACGAGGAACAAUGGCCUGCAGUGGUGAAAACUUUCUGGACAAUCUACAGUCUGGACCGGCGUUGGAGCUUUGGAACUGGGCUACCUUUCAUCAUCCAGGAUGAAGACAUAGACCCUAACCUUCCUGAGCCGGAUGCGUCGUUGUUAUAUCUGAAGUGCAUGAUAUCAUACAAUCGCAUCAGUUCGAAAAUCUGGUAUUCGGGACUUGGCUCUGAGGGUGCAACAGACAUACGCCGGGAUGAAAUCGGCUAUCUGGACUACCAAAUCCUGCAAUGGUACAAGCAAGUCCCGGAUGGGCUGAAAUUCUAUCCCGUCGAGUCUCCAAAGCAUGGCGAUUCGGCCAAUCGGGGCCUGCGGCGAUUAAGGGUUCUCCUAUACUUACGCAUGAACCAGCUCCGAAUCCUCAUCUAUCGCCCCGUUCUCCACUCCGCAGCGAGCAUUGCCGAAGAUAAGGGCCAUGCUCAGACGGUAGUGGAUGUUGCGAAAGAUACGAUCCGCGUGCUCACCCGACUCAAUCAGACCUCUGACAUCUACCGCAGCCAACAGAUUACCUUCAACUACUUCCUUGUUGCCGCGCUGGCAGUUCUCUUCCUUGCGGUAUGUCAUGCGCCGACGGAAUUCAACCGACAAGUGCGGGACGAGUUCUACAUGGCCCUCCAGUUGAUCAGCGGGUUCAGCACCAAGUCCUACGUCUCGAAGCGACUCUGGAAGGCCAUCAAGGGACUUCGCAAGAUUGGAGAACGACUGGGAGUGCUGAUACGGCCCUUUGGGUCCGACUCCAGUGACCCCCAUUCCACUGCGGCGGUCGCCAUGGCCGGGUUAGCUGGUCACCAAAUUGAAGACUUGUCCGUGUAUGGGCCGAUGAAUGGGGUCACGGAACUCGGAAACAGUCCACUGAAUGGGUUGCAGAUGAGCCAUGAGCUCACGAACCUGUUUGAGGCGGUGGGCGGGAUAGGGAACUUCAUUGCUCCUGGGACGUCCGAUGGAAUCAAUGGGUUUGUAGGCCAUGAUGGGGAAAUCCAGAAUACCGGGGAGGGGCUGUCCGGCGUGAUUGGGGAUGAGGGGGAAUGGUCACGGGUCAUCAGGGAUCUAUUCUAAGGUGGUUGUGUGUAGUCGAUAGAUAGCAGUAGGCAUAUCAGAUGGGUCUUCUCUGUGCACGCGGAUGGGCAUGUGCGGUCGAGGCCCAGCACGUGACAAAGCGGGAGGCGUGAAGAGAACAGCCGCCGGGUGACUUUCGGUCGCCAACCUCCCUCAAAGCUAAUCCCAGAACAUGUUCCAGUGGUGAAUUAUUGUUGGUGUGGCCACCCACCCCUCUUGAUCCGAAGGCCUCUCUGUCUUCCUGUUGUCUGUCUGUCUUUUGGGCUCCAAGUUGCCCGCCUCGCGCUAUCUCGCAGCGUCUCCCUCGCUCCCUCUCGUGUUAAGCAGCUUUCCGACCGCCCCACGAACCUAAUUUCGGAAGCCCCUCGACAACCUCCGUCGAUCGAUCCAGCAAGAGAGGCUCGAGGAUUUGUGAUUCAUUUUUACCCACACGCUGUCCCAACUGGUCAGAUCCAU